UGACAAAAUGGAACCCACCAGCAGUGUGAGGAGACCUGCAAAGUGGCACAUGGAGAGUGUGGCGUGGAGACAGCAGCAAUGGGAGGCCGUAAGGGGGACCCAUGAGACCCAUCUGGACCUGGCAGCAGCAUGAUGGAGGCGGUUACGGGGGCCCAUGGCAGACAAGAUUACGGCCUGGCAGCAGCAAUGGGAGGCCCGUAAGUCUGCCAGCACCCUAUGACAAAAUGGAACCCACCAGCAGGUGUGAGGAGAACCUGAAAGUGGCAACAUGGCCAGAGUGUGUCGAUGGAGGACAGCAGCAAUGGGAGGCCGUACAGGGACCCAUGAGACACUCAGGACAUGAGCAGACU
Staurois parvus is the source of this 350-nucleotide messenger RNA. The record is from the annotation of a GenBank genome assembly. NCBI's taxonomy places the organism in Eukaryota, Metazoa, Chordata, Amphibia, Anura, Ranidae.